AUGGCACUUGUUAACAGCACCAAUUUUCUCUCUCCUCGUUUCUCUCCCUGCAGGCUGCAAGCGGAGGUGGAGGGGGCGCAUUGUGCCUUUGCCUGCUCAUUCUUCUCUUCCUUCCCAACCCCUCUCCACCUUCCUCUCUUCCCACGUUUCUCCCCUCCUACAGGUGGAGGGGGCGCAUCAUGCCUUUGCCUUGGCACUGCCCAGCAGCACCUCUCCUGUCCUUACCACUUUUCUUUCUCCCCGCUUCUCCCUGCCUGCAGGCUGCUAGCGGAGGUGGAGGGGGCGCAUUGUGCCUUUGUCUUCAGCACCGGGAUGGCGGCACUUGCUGCAGCCACCAGGCUGGUUACCACCGGGUCCGCGAUAGUGGCAGGGGACGACAUCUAUGGCGGCACGGACCGGCUUCUCUCAAGAGAUGUGCCUCGUCUUGCCGCGACGAGUGGUCGGUGCCGUGAGAGUUCUCUGCUCCUUUCAGGCUUGCGAGUGGACACAACGGACCUGCAAGCAGUGAGGGCGGCAGGGCAGCGCGAGGGCGUCCCACCAACCCCUGUCCAUGUCUCACUCUUCCCACCAUCCCUCCUUCUCUUUCCCCUUUCUUUUCCGCCUCUCUCCCUUUCCCUCUCCGUUCUGUCUGUCACCAGGCGAGUGGACACAACGGACUUAGAAGCAGUGAGGGCGGCAGUGCAGCCGGACACCAAGCUGGUCGUCAUGGAGAGCCCCACCAACCUGCGCAUGAUGAUCAGCGAUAUCAGGGCCACAACAGAGAGUGUUCACUCAGUGGGUGCGCUACUACUGGGAGACAACAGCAUCAUGUCACUCGACCUACCAAAGCCAAUCUCGCUUCCCUUUCUCUCCCCUCCCCCUGCCUCGCAGCCCAUAACGGACAUAGCCCUUUCAGUGACCACGCUGCUGCUAGUCGUGCUGUCACGGCCGACACAGCUUACAACCGCCAUAGCCAAAAAGCUCUCUCAGCGGGUCAUAGCAGAGAUUGCUCACUCAGUGGGAGGCCUGCUGGUGGACAACAUCAUCAUGUCCCCCGCAAUCGCAGACAUUGCCCACUCAGUGGGUGCACUGCUACUGGUGGACAACAGCAUCAUGUCGCCCGUGCUGUCGAAGCCGCUGCAGCUGGGAGCAGACAUAGUGAUGCACAGCGGCACCAAGUUCAUCAGCGGGCAUAGUGAUGUCAUGGCUGGCAUACUGGCUGUCAAUGACCCAAAGUGA
Messenger RNA from Closterium sp. Naga37s-1, 1218 nucleotides. NCBI's taxonomy places the organism in Eukaryota, Viridiplantae, Streptophyta, Zygnematophyceae, Desmidiales, Closteriaceae. The record is from the annotation of a GenBank genome assembly.